AGAGGGGGGGUGGAGAGAGGAGGAGCAGGGGCAGAGAGGCAGAGAGAGAGAGACGCGGCUUAGGUUAUUUUUGGUGGCAUUGCCCGGGUACUCACAUAGCCUUGUUAGGCUCGGCUCGGCACAGGAACCCAACCGAGCGUCUGGGCAGCCAAACUGAUCGUGCAUCCUAACGGAGGCAGGCAGGCGGGGCUCGGAGCUGUGCGCAUCUCCCCCCCCUCUCUCUCUUCCUCUGGAGCUCUCUCUCCCUCUCCCCUCCCUCUCCCCUCUCUCUGUUCCUGCUUCAUCCGCUCAGCCGUUCAGGUGAACGCUGCUGCUGCUGCCGCUGCUGAUGCUGAUAAGCGGAGCCUUCACAAGAGAACCGAGCAUCGGGUGCGUGUGGGCUGCUGAGACACCGCAAAGCAACCUGAAGCAACGCAACCACAACCGCUGGAUUUAUGUAAACGAUAUAACGGAAAAUAUUAUUUGAAAAAAAAAAACAGCAGCAGCGAUAAUCAAGAACAACAACAGACGACGAACCAGAUAUGCCAGCGAGGCAAGCCUUGGAAUCGCGUCCGAAUUAGCAUCGACAUUGUCUGCACCACAGCAACAGCAUCGCCGCCGCCAGGAGCAGCAGCAGCAGCAGCAGAACAUCUCCUCUCGUCUGCUAUCUUCAGCUCUACACGAGUGGAGAUCACCAUCAUACGCGCCAAGAAUGAAAAGGAUAAAGGCGUACCCUGUGACUAUCUCACAAUGAUUGUAAUAUCAUUAUUUUUUUAAAAGGCUGCGCUGGUAGGGACAUUUUUUUCUUCCCUGAACACCGGCUGGACGCUGCGACGGUGUUGGUGUUGGUGGUGACACAAAAAGGCGGGUUCAGGUGGAAAUGAUCUCCGUCGACCGUUGUGGGGAGAGGUGAACAUUCCAUUUUCGUCACCACAUUGAGAAGACUGUCCUUUCCACCUUCACAACCAUCAUCAUCAGCAGCAGCACCAUCAGCACUCUUGAGAGGGCUGUGGGGGGGGCAUAUCUCUUCAUCGCGAGUGACACUCCUUCCACCACCAAUACCACAACCACGACGACCGCAACCAUCACCACAAUCACCGCCACCACCACCUCCACCACCACCAACAUCAUCUCCUUCGCGGGCGUGAGGCUGCGCUCGCUCGGGCGCAGAGGAACGCUUCAUGCAUGAGUGGGGGACGCUUUGAUUUUGAUGACGGCGGCACUUACUGCGGCGGCUGGGAGGACGGCAAAGCUCACGGGCACGGCGUGUGCACGGGGCCGCGCGGCCAGGGCGAGUUCUCGGGCAACUGGAGCCAUGGCUUCGAGGUGGUCGGUGUCUACACGUGGCCGAGCGGCAACGCGUACGAGGGUCACUGGGCGCAGGGCAAGAGGCAUGGCCUGGGCGUGGAGAACAAGGGGCGAUGGGUGUACGCGGGCGAGUGGACGCACGGCUUCAAGGGACGCUACGGGGGCAGGCACAGCAUGAGCAGCGGAGCGAGGUACGAGGGCACGUGGAGCAAUGGGCUGCAGGACGGGUACGGCACGGAGACCUACUCAGAUGGAGGCACCUUCCUGGGCCAGUGGAUCAACGGCAUCCGGCAGGGCUACGGCGUGCGGCAAAGCGUGCCGUUUGGCAUGGCCGCGCCCGUGUGCUCCCCGCUGGGCACGUCGCUCACGUCGCUGCGCAGCGAGCACGCCAACGGUGCCGCGCUCCUCCUCAACAGCGACGGCACCCCGCUGCCCGGCUCUCCGCCCGCCUUCGGCGGAGACAAGGGCUCCCCGCUACCCUCGCCCACCUCGCCCAUGUCGCCCAUCUCGCUCGGCGGCGUCGGCGGCCUCACCCUGGGGCCCGGUCUCGCCACCCGCAUGGGGUUCGCGCUCAGCCUCAGGCCCGACCCGGACACGGACCACAAGAAAGCUCGGGGUGGCUCCUUCCUGGGCGUGCUGGGCCUCCGCCGCUCGUCGUCACGCUCCAGCCUCGCGUCGCAGCAGAGCAAGCGCAGCUCGUUCCGCAGCGCCACCCCCGUCAGCGUGGGCAGCUCGGCCGCCAGCGACACGGCCUCCGAGGCGGCCGACCGGCGCUCGGACGCGGCGGGCGGCGGCGCCGACGAGGGCCCCGAGGAGGAGGCGGUUGACGCCACCGCCACCGAGGCCUUCGCCGGCGAGUGGAAGGGCGACCGGCGCAGCGGCUUCGGCGUGGCCGAGCGGUCCGACGGCCUCAAGUACGAGGGCGAGUGGCUUGACAACCGUCGCCACGGCUACGGGCGAACCACUCUGCCCGACGGGCGCAAGCAGGAGGGCAAGUUUCGGCGCAACGCCCUGGCGCGGCCGGCUCGCAAGCGCACGCUCAUCCCGCUGCGCGCGAGGAAGAUGCGCGAGAAGGUGGAGCGCGCCGUGGAGGGCGCCCAGAGGGCGGCCGCCAUCGCCAAGCAGAAGGCCGACAUCGCCCUGUCCAGGACCCAGCACGCGCGCGGGAAGAUGGAGGCGGCAGACGCGGCGGCACACGCUGCCCAGGAGGCGUCUAAACUGGCGCGGAUGAUCUCCAAGGAGCUCGCGCCCACGUUCCACCAGCCGGGACUGGAGUACCACAAGCAGCGGAUCAUGCGCGACGCCGCGGACAGCGACGACCACCUUCCGGCGCUGCCCGAGCACGCCGACGAGCGCCACGGCGGCAGCCGCGGCGCUCAGCACGACGAGCAGUCCAGCCCUCGCUUCUGCCGCCAAGACGCGACGGCCGACGGCACGCCCGUCCACACGCCCCCGCCCAGUCCCAGGUCGGCCGCUCGCGGCGUCGGCGGCGCCGGCAAGCGGCGGCUCGGCUCCGGCUGGAAGGAGGGCCGCAGCCACCACGUGACGGCGUACGAGUCGGCCACGCAAGGGCUGCAGCGGCGCGCCGGCGGCGCCGAAAUGUUCGCCGACUUCCACAGCUACCCCGUCGCCACGGUGACCGGACCGCUGCCCGACGACUUCGAGCAGCAGCAGGAGGAGGAGGAGACGCCGUCGCCGGUGGCGCCUUUCGCGCUGCGGCGGACGCCGUCGCCCGUGCCGCCGCCCAUCGCCGCCAGCACCCCGAAGCAGGACGACGAGGAUGAAGAGGGGGGCGCCAACGAGGUCGGGGUGGGCGCACCGGACGAGGAUGGAGCGCGGGAGGACAGAGGAUCGCCCGCGGAGCAGGGAGCGGCGACGGCGAACGGAGCGCAGCGCCAGCUGCAGCGGCGGCAGCAGCAGCAGCAGCAGCAGCAGGCCGAGGUGGUGACCCCGGAUGGGUCUGUGGAGCCGGAGGUGGUGGUGGAGGAGGUGGUUGAGUACGUGCAGUCGGACCAGGGUUCCGCGCCGCUUGUGCCGCCCUGGCUUAUGAGUGUAGCGUCUGGGCUCAGCUCAGGACCCCUAGGUGGCCUGGGCAGGAUGGCAAGGCGCCUGCACAGAGGGGGGGCCUCAGAGCAGGCGCCGGACGCGGUGCUCGUCGCGCUGGUGGGGCUGCUGGUUCUGGGCCUCGCCAUCCUCUUCGUUCACCUCCUCACGUGAGCUCCCCUUUUUGCCGACGAGGCGAGGGAAGCGACGGUGAGGAGGGCGGCGCCGACUCCGGAGCUCGACGCUCCGCGGGCGAUGGCACCUGCUGGGGAGGGUCGCCACCUCGAAUUUCGCCGCCUCGCCACCACCAUCACCAACACCAAGCCCACCCCCCCCCCCCCCCCCGGCUUCCCACACUGCCCUAAUAUCCCACGACCCCGACUUGCCGUGGUUGGCGGUGCUGGGGGGAACGAAGUGUGAACUUUGACCUCUGCGAUCACCGGUGCAACGGAGUGGAGUAACACGCGUGGACUUUGUCGAGACAGCGAACAAAAAAGUGCUUUUGUCUUAUCACGUUUUUUGCUCUCUCGUUUAAUUUCUUUUCUGCGUGUGGUUGGGGGGAAAAAAAAAAGUUAAUUGGGCGUGACGUGGGUGGUUGGGGUGACGGGAAAGCACAAAUCUAAACAACAACGAAAAAAACGAAACGGUCUUUCCCGUUUAAAAAUCGUGGUAAUAUUUUUGCAGGAUGGAUAAAGAUGAAAAAAAAAAGAAAAAAAUUGAAAAAAUAAAUGUUGGUUGGUUGAAAGAAAAUUUGAAGAAAAAU
Molecule: messenger RNA, 4093 nt
Organism: Petromyzon marinus (sea lamprey)
Lineage: Eukaryota; Metazoa; Chordata; Hyperoartia; Petromyzontiformes; Petromyzontidae
Product: junctophilin-2-like
Cellular component (GO): plasma membrane; endoplasmic reticulum membrane; sarcoplasmic reticulum
Source: RefSeq, a predicted model, not a curated record